CGUCAGAUGGAGACACAACUUCAACCGAGUAUAGUUCAAUAACAGCAUUUUCUACUCCAAGUGUGAAGAGCCGCAUAGUGAAACUUUGUAUCAAUAUUUAACUUGUAAUCUUACAAGAAUUACCUUAUUACUUUGUAAUCUGUAAAAAAUGUUGAUUAAAGUCAAGACUCUCACAGGAAAAGAGAUUGAAAUAGAUAUAGAACCUACAGAUAAAGUAGAAAGGAUCAAGGAAAGGGUGGAAGAGAAGGAAGGUAUACCACCGCAACAGCAACGAUUAAUAUUCUCUGGAAAGCAAAUGAGCGAUGAGAAAACGGCGCAAGAUUAUAAAGUUCAAGGUGGAUCGGUAUUGCAUUUGGUACUCGCAUUAAGGGGAGGCUUAUAAUAAACGACAUUCCUCAGUUUGAAACGUGGAUGUGAACAUUAAGAAAAAUGUACAAGAUCAGCCACGAAAAUAUUCAGAUAUUUUCCAACGUUACAUGCACCCUGGUGCUUUGCAAGGACUCACGAUCAUCUUUGUUUCUCAAUGUGAUUGACGAACGGUUACAUCUAGAAUUGAAAUAAAUAUUUAAUAAAAUAAUUCAUCCAUAGAG
Messenger RNA from Nomia melanderi (Alkali bee), 590 nucleotides. RefSeq names its product Nedd8 ubiquitin like modifier (gene Nedd8). NCBI's taxonomy places the organism in Eukaryota, Metazoa, Arthropoda, Insecta, Hymenoptera, Halictidae. The record is from RefSeq and is a predicted model, not a curated record. Gene Ontology annotation, molecular function: protein binding.